Messenger RNA from Talaromyces rugulosus, 729 nucleotides. RefSeq lists its product as uncharacterized. NCBI's taxonomy places the organism in Eukaryota, Fungi, Ascomycota, Eurotiomycetes, Eurotiales, Trichocomaceae. The transcript has a single exon. Gene Ontology annotation, cellular component: mitochondrion. The coding region runs from base 1 to 729 and encodes 242 amino acids. Gene Ontology annotation, biological process: mitochondrial translational initiation; ribosome disassembly. Gene Ontology annotation, molecular function: translation initiation factor activity; ribosome binding. The record is from RefSeq and is a predicted model, not a curated record.
AUGAAAUACCUCCAGCGACUGGGUUUGGCAGCCCAGCCCCUUCGUCACGCCCUCUUCUCCUCGAGACAUGCAAGCCAUCGAUUUCCAGGCAUCCUUUUGCGUCCAUAUUCCGCAUCUCCAAGCCUCUCAGCAAGCUGGGUUAUCAAUCGCAAACGAGUGGCCACGGAUACGACCAGCGAACCCACUACCUCCAGGCCGCAGCGCUUUUCCCGACCAACAAAUGACGAGAUCGAUGCUCGCCUUAUCCAACUCGUCGACGCUGCGGGGAAUAUAGACGCACCUGUACUGAAAUCCUACGUCCUUAGGUCUUUUCAAAAAAGCACGCAUGUUCUGGUCGAGCUGGACCCGGGCGAGCCCGGUCGUCACACUGUCUGCAAAAUUAUGUCGUUGAAGGAACUGCGAGACCUCGAGAAGGCGAAAGAGAGGGCAGCACGAUUAGCGAAACUUAGUGCAAAAACAUCCGUCAAACAGAUCGAAUUGAACUGGUCCAUCGAUUCGCACGACCUUUCUCAUCGGCUAAAAAAGCUGUCUGCCUUUAUCGACAAAGGCCGCACUGUCGAAAUCGUCUUGACUAGGAAACGGGGGAAGCGAGUCGCUACCGCGCCGGAAAUCCAGCAACUGCUGGACCAGAUCAACGCGGCAAUUGAGGAUGCCAAUGCUCGCCAGAGCAAGGCAAUGGAAGGAGAACCAGGCAAAACACUUACGAUGACCGUGGAGAAGAAGGAAUAG